Schistosoma spindalis is the source of this 645-nucleotide messenger RNA. Lineage: Eukaryota; Metazoa; Platyhelminthes; Trematoda; Strigeidida; Schistosomatidae. The record is from the annotation of a GenBank genome assembly.
AUGGAAACAUCGACAGCCGCCUCUACCUCGAAGUCAAAUGUAACUAAAAGCAACCCUGAUAAGCCAAGUCAACCCAACACAUCCGAGACCACUGAUAGUAAUGGGACAACGGGAUCUUUUGAGUGUAAUAUAUGUCUUGAUUCAGCCCGAGAUGCAGUAGUUAGCAUGUGCGGCCAUUUAUUUUGUUGGCCAUGUCUCCAUCGUUGGCUUGAAACUGCUGAAACCCGCACGGUAUGCCCUGUUUGCAAGGCUGCUAUCAGUAGUGAUAAAGUCAUCCCUCUUUAUGGACGUGGUGCGGACCAUACACAAGACCCUCGUACUAAAAUCCCUCCCCGCCCAGCUGGUCGACGUACUGAACCAGAACCGGGGGUCGGAAGCUUUGGAAGUACAUGGGGAGGAUUGUUCGGUGGAUCUGAUGGGGGUAAUUUCCGAAUGUCUGUAGGUAUUGGUGCAUUUCCAUUCGGUUUCUUGUCAACAACAUUUAAUUUAGGAGGUAAUAGCAAUCCUGCAAAUUCACACAAUGUUAAUGGCGUCAGCAAUCGAGCAAUACCACCAGACAAUUUUUGGGGAGCUGAUUCAGAGACAAUGUCAAAAAUAUGUUUAUUUAUUGCUAUAUUUUUUAUUGGUUGGUUAUUAAUUGCGUGA